Ustilaginoidea virens is the source of this 588-nucleotide messenger RNA. RefSeq lists its product as uncharacterized. Bases 1 to 588 code for a protein of 195 amino acids. Lineage: Eukaryota; Fungi; Ascomycota; Sordariomycetes; Hypocreales; Clavicipitaceae. The record is from RefSeq and is a predicted model, not a curated record. The transcript is spliced from 3 exons.
AUGACUAUUAGAUUCUACCGUGUGCAGAGUGACGAGUCAUUCACUCAUUGGGACUCCGAUGGCUUCACGGCAAUGGGGCGUUACUGGAUGGACUAUUGCCAUUGGAUUAACCGAGGCAAGAUCGAGUGUCAUCUGAAUUGGAAAGACCGGUCCAUCGAACCUACACCGUUCAUCUCCAUCUUUGACAAUCUGAGAGAUGCCGAACAACGAGCCGAGUUGAUGAGGGCCGGAAAUAACGGCGUAUUUAUUGCAGAAGUUGUUCUUCCUGAUCCCCAACAAUCAACACUAGAGAUCGAUUUUAGCGACAGGAGGGUUGACCUCCCAGCGUUACUGCAUGUCGACGACAAGGGCACUACAACCUUCCUUUCCACGACAGAUAUCAUCAUGUGGGUUCACGACAGCUUCACUGCAACGUACGCACUGCCUUUUAGGCGGAGAACCUUCAUGGGAGCUGUUCGCCUUUCCUUCAAGGCUACCAUCCCAGACACCCUUAAGAAGAUGAGCCGGGAUCUCGAUGUCGACGUUGACCUCGUCCUCCGUCUCUCCUUUCUUCAUGCUGUCUUUGACAUGACGGAAAAUUGCCCCUAG